CCCUCGUGUCGUCGCUACGGACGCGCCGUCACGUCAUACGGCAGGAGGAAUGACCAUCGUUAUGGCCGGUCUAUCUACAGCGGAAAUAUGCGAAAACACUAAAUUGGCCCGCGAAAUGGCCGUGAUGGGAAACUACGAUUCGGCCGGCAUCUACUAUGAGGGAGUACUGCAAAUGCUACGCAAGCUGCUGGUCGGCCUCAGUGAGCCACUGCAAAAAGGCAAAUGGUUAAUGAUACAACAAGAAAUUAACAAAGAGUACAAUCAAAUGAAAGUAAUUCAAAAGACGCUUACGGAGAUCACGAUGGAUCUUCAGAACGCACCGCUCCAAGCCCGCAUCCGCACACCCCUGCACGAGACGGCCAGCAAAGAUCCGGCCGCCUGGUUCCGGGCCGAUCCAGACAUCUGGAUGCCGCCCGCUUCCGGUCGCGGUGCCAUGGAUCCGGAUGUGUGGGGACCACCGCCAGAUAUGCCACCACCGGAUCAUCGCCGAGCCGUGGCACCCCGCAACCAGUCGCGCUCCAGCACAGCACUGAACCGGAAGUCGGAGGUAAAUCGCCGAAAUGCGGCUACUAAAUCAGCCUCCACCUCAACCGUCGGAGGACGCAAGACAAUCAGCCAAACGGCACGCGCUACGCCCGGUGGUGGUACGUCGGGAAUGAAUGGUGCAUCACGCACCGGUACGCUGACAAGAACGAAGGGUGGAGCGGCCCAGCGAAGCUCAACGGUAACUUCGUCGGGUGAUGCUGCGGCCAAUGGUAAUGGGGAGAAGAGCGACAAGGAAAAGCUGGACGACGACGAAGGCAACGGAGGAGGCGAUACGCCGGAAGAGGUGGAGCGCAAGUUCGAACCGGCCAGCCAUGCUGAUGUCGAUCUGGUGGAUAUGCUCGAGCGUGACAUACUGCAAAAGAAUCCAAACAUUCACUGGGACGAUAUAGCGGAUCUGCACGAAGCGAAGCGUUUGCUGGAGGAAGCGGUCGUCCUACCGAUGUGGAUGCCGGACUACUUCAAGGGCAUCCGAAGACCGUGGAAAGGUGUGCUGAUGGUUGGACCACCGGGUACGGGCAAAACGAUGCUCGCCAAAGCCGUUGCAACCGAGUGCGGUACAACGUUCUUCAACGUGUCCUCGUCCACGCUUACCUCCAAGUAUCGGGGAGAGUCGGAGAAGUUGGUGCGGCUCCUGUUCGAGAUGGCCCGGUUCUAUGCACCGAGUACGAUCUUUAUCGAUGAAAUCGAUUCGCUCUGUUCGAGGCGUGGUUCGGAGUCCGAGCAUGAGGCAUCGCGACGCGUCAAGUCUGAGCUGCUGGUACAGAUGGACGGUGUGAGCAAUGAUGAGGCGACCAAGAUCGUGAUGGUACUGGCGGCGACCAAUUUCCCGUGGGACAUUGACGAGGCGUUACGGCGACGGCUCGAAAAACGUAUCUAUAUCCCGCUACCGAACAGUGAGGGCCGCGAGGCACUGCUCAAGAUCAAUUUGCGCGAGGUAAAGGUGGACGAAAUGGUGGAUAUGCGCGACAUUGCGGACCGGCUGGAUGGUUACUCCGGUGCGGACAUAACGAACGUGUGCCGGGACGCGUCGAUGAUGUCGAUGCGGCGCAAGAUUGCGGGCCUGCGACCGGAACAGAUACGGCAGCUGGCAAAGGAGGAGCUCGAUCUGCCGGUAUCGAAGCAGGACUUCAAAGAGGCCAUCGCCAAGUGCAACAAGAGCGUAUCCAAAGACGAUCUAGCCAAGUAUCAGCAGUGGAUGAAGGAAUUCGGUUCGUCGUGAUGGAGCGUGCGAGCAGGACGUGCAAGGCUGCGACAAUCCACCCGUG
This is a messenger RNA of Anopheles maculipalpis, 1811 nucleotides long. It is a transcript of the gene Kat60, whose product is annotated as katanin p60 ATPase-containing subunit A-like 1. Bases 50 to 1765 code for a protein of 571 amino acids. The record is from RefSeq and is a predicted model, not a curated record. The transcript is spliced from 2 exons. Gene Ontology annotation, molecular function: ATP hydrolysis activity; microtubule binding; ATP binding. Gene Ontology annotation, cellular component: microtubule cytoskeleton. Gene Ontology annotation, biological process: microtubule severing. Lineage: Eukaryota; Metazoa; Arthropoda; Insecta; Diptera; Culicidae.